UUCGAAUUCACAAACCCACCCGCCCGGUUCGAUCAACGAUUGAUGAAUAAAAAAUAUGUGGAAGAAGAUCAAUGAUCAAGGGAAAGAUUAAGAUUGGAAGCUGCCCAUUUGGAAAAAAGAUUGAGAUUGGGCAGCAUACAAGGCUGAGCGUUGGUAUGAGUGGAGAGAGACGGAGGAGAGAGAGGAUGGUCAGACAAGAUUAACACACGCAAGGAAAAAAAAGGAGGGGAGCAAUCGGGCAGAGAGAACAAAGAAAGAGAGAAAAAAGAGGAUCGAGAAAAGAAGAUUUACACGAGCACACCCACACAUACCGCAAAAAUAACACAUCGACGUAAUCUAGCGGAGUUCUUUUUAUUUCUUUUCUUUUUAUUUUUCUCCUCGUUAUUAUUUUUUUGGAUGGGAGACUGUGAGCGCGUAAUGAGUUGGUGGUGGUGUAAUUGUUUGCUUCCCGGCGUUGUUCUUCUUGUUCUUGUUGUUGUUGUUGUUGGGUAUCACAAUAAUAAUAAAAAUAAUAAAAAUAAAGAGAGUUGUCGUUUAAUUCCUCUUCGUUCAUCGCAUUCCAACAUCUCAUCUUCGGGUCUUCGCUUUUAUUCUUGUGUUGUUGGAUUGCUUCUCGUCGAUAGGAAUAAUAAAUUUUCGCUUCCUGCUUUGCUUUCCUCUAUUUGGAAAGCAAUCGGCGAAUGGGGUGCGUGGUGGGUUGCCCCCUCUUGCUUCUCUUCGUCCUCCUCUUCUCUUUUGGGUUCUUCUUUAUCUUUGCGAUAUUCGAGGACGUGGGGAGCGAUUGUUCUUCGCUUGGUGGUGGUGGUGUUUUUAUUCGGUGACAGGGAAAUUGUUCUUUCGGGUUGCUUUCUUCCUCUGCGAAUCGGCUCUUCGUUCUUCCUGAGAGUACUUUGUAGCGGCCUUUGGUGGGGAUCCGAGAGCGGUUUUGGGGUUCCGGGGUUGAGAUUUGGCUUCGGGUGAGGGUUAGGGUUCUCAAUCUUUUGUUGGGGACUGUUUCUUUUGCGGAUCUGAUAUGGAGAAUUCGGAGGAGGAGAAGAAGCGGCCGCCGGAAGGAGAGAAGACGACGAAGAGGAAGAUGAAGACCGCCGGCCAGCUUGAGCUUCUGGAGAAAACAUAUUUGAGGGAAAAUUACCCGUCCGAGUUCUUGCGGGCGGAGCUAUCGGAGAAGUUGGGGCUGACGGACAGGCAGCUGCAGAUGUGGUUCUGCCAUAGGCGGCUUAAGGACAGGAAGAUUGCAUUAAAGAAGGCUAUGAAGGAAGGAGUCGAUAACAAGGACUCUCCCGGCCGCGACGACUGGAGCGGGUUGCCGGAACAGAGGAAGGGGGGAGGGGUUGGCGGCACCGGUGCGGCUGUGCCGAGGAUUGUUUGCGAGGGACCGUCUCCUCCCCACCCUCCUCCCCCUCCUCCUCCUUCCGCUCUAGUGAAGAGGUAUUGUGAUCCUCCUUUGGGUGUUCCGGCGCCUCCGCCGAUUCUUUGGCACCACCACCAUCAUCAUCAGCAGUCGUCGAUGGCCGAGCUCCAUGCGAUCUCUGUUGUGGAGGCCCAACUCGGAGAACCAUUACGUGAAGAUGGUCCUCUUCUCGGCAUUGAAUUCGACCCCUUGCCUCCAGAUGCUUUCGGGAGGCCGAUAGUUCCGUCCGCAGGUAAUCCAAAGCAUGGUGGUUGGCAGUAUGACAGCAAAACAUAUGAAAGGCAAGAUGGGAAAUCGAUCAAGAGUUCACUGGCCACUCCAGGCAUGGAACCAGGGUAUAUAUCAAGUUCUUCCGGCAGCAAGAGAAAAGCUUCUGUGAACAGUGUUCAUAUGUUACUUCCUCAACCUGGCACAAGGGCUCUCCAUGAGUAUCAGUUUCUCCCUGAGCAGCCCAGCGCCAGGUCUGAAACAUAUGAUAGGACAGGUCAGUCAGAUUUUUAUGAUUCUCCAAUUGACUCUUUUGGGACGCGGAGCUCAUCAUUGCCUACAGGAGGACCAUUUUCGCAUAGCAGUGAGCAUCUUGGUUCUGGGUAUCCUUUCCAGAGUCAUGCAUCAAAUGUUAAUCUUUUGCAACAUGGCAGACAUGGUCAUCUCUUCUCACCAAGUUCUGUGGAUCCGGAUGGUGUCACAGUUAAAAACUCUCUGGUGAAUUAUGGAGCUGAUGCUCCAUUAGGAUCUCAUGCUGUUCUUCGUCUAGAAAAUACCUUUAUUUCACCAGAAAAACAACUUUAUUCAGAAGAAGAUGCUUCUAGGAUGGAAAGAAAACGGAAGAGUGAAGAAGCUAGAAUAGCAAAGGAGGUUGAGGCCCAUGAGAAGAGGAUCAGGAAGGAGCUUGAGAGGCAAGACAUUAUUAGGCGAAAGAAAGAGGAACAAAUGCGCAGAGAUCUUGAGAAACAAGAUCGUGAAAGGAGAAAAGAAGAAGAAAGAAUGUUGCGUGAAAAACAAAGAGAAGAGGAACGGUUCCAGCGAGAACAAAGGCGUGAACUUGAAAGAAGAGAGAAAUUCUUGCAGAAGGAAAAUCUUAGAGCUGAGAAAAUGCGGCAUAAAGAGGAGCUACGUAGGGAAAAGGAGGCAGCAAGAAUUAAAGCUGCCAAUGAAAGGGCAACAGCUCGCAAAAUUGCUCGUGAGUCUUUGGAGCUUAUUGAAGAUGAGCGCUUAGAACUUAUGGAGUUAGCUGCAUCCAGCAAAGGGCUUCCUUCUAUUGUUUCUCUCGAUUCUGAAACGUUGCAGCAUCUGGAGUUGUUUAGAGAUAAGUUAAUCUCAUUUCCACCCAAAUCAGUACAAUUGAAAGCGCCUUUUGGAUUUCAGCCUUGGAUUGAUUCUGAGGAGAACAUAGGAAACCUUCUAAUGGCUUGGAGGUUUUUAAUUACCUUCGUUGAUGUUCUUGAACUUUGGCCGUUUACCCUGGAUGAAUUCGUUCAAUCUUUCCAUGACUACGACCCACGAUUGCUGGGGGAGAUACAUAUUGCUCUCCUGAAAUCCAUCAUAAAGGACAUUGAAGAUGUGGCAAGAACUCCUUCUGUUGGGCUAGGAGCUAGCCAAAACAGUGCUGCCAAUCCAGGUGGUGGACACCCACAAAUUGUUGAAGGAGCAUAUGCUUGGGGUUUUGACAUACGAAGCUGGCAGCGCCAUUUGAAUCCUUUGACAUGGCCUGAAGUACUGAGGCAAUUAGCAUUAUCAGCAGGAUUUGGGCCAAGGUGGAAAAAAAGCAUUCCUCAAAGGCCCUGUUUUCGAGAUGACAAUGAGGGACAUGAUGGUAUGGAUGUAGUAUCUACUUUAAGAAGUGGUGCAGCUGCUGAAAGUGCUGCUGCUAUGAUGCAAGAAAAGGGCUUCUCGUAUUUAAGGAGGUCCAGACAUCGGUUAACACCCGGAACAGUAAAAUAUGCAGCAUUUUAUGUUCUUUCACUGGAGGGAAGUCGAGGACUUACAAUUUUAGAGGUGGCUGAAAAAAUUCAGAAAUCUGGUCUUCGGGACCUUACGACCAGUAAGACACCAGAGGCUUCCAUAGCUGCUGCACUGUCAAGAGAUGCAAAUCUGUUUGAAAGAACUGCUCCAUCUACAUAUUGUGUGCGACCAGCUUUUAGAAAAGAUCCUGCUGAUGCAGAAGCCAUACUACAGGCUGCCAGGGAGAGGAUACAAAUGUUUCAAAAUGGUCUGUCUGAUUCAGAAGAAGCUGAGAAAGAUACAGAGGAUAAUGAUGUUGAACGGGAGGAGGAUUUUGAAUGUGAGGCCCCAGAAGACCCUGAAAUUGAUGAGCCAGUCAAUCUGGGCACUUCCGCAGGAGAUGUUGGCAAGAAUAAUUCAUCUCCAUUGGAAAGCACAAAAGAUGGGGAUCUAGCUGGUGACAACUAUCAGAGUAAUGAGAACAGUCUCAUGGAAAAUAAUACUGAUAAUGAAGACAUAGAGAUUGAUGAAAGCAGCAUUGGUGAACCAUGGGUACAAGGCCUAGUUGAAGGAGAAUAUUCAGAUCUGAGUGUUGAGGAGAGGCUUCAUGCUCUUGUUGCAUUAAUUGGCGUAACAUUAGAGGGCAAUUCCAUCCGUGUUGUGCUUGAGGAACGGCUGGAGGCAGCAAAUGCUUUGAAAAGACAAAUGUGGGCUGAGGCUCAAUUGGAUAAAAGGCGCAUGAAAGAAGAGAUCAUGUCAAAGUUUCAAGUCUCUCCUUUUACAAUUGUGAAAGCUGAGGGAACCCCAAACGGUGCAGGGUUAGAAGAAGGGCAAAGCCCUUUAGUUGGGGUGGAUAACAAGUCAAAUGAUCUACCAGCACUCUCACAAACCAAGCAAGAGCAAAUUCUUGAACAAGAAGGGGCAACUAAUUAUCUUAAUAAUACUUUAAUUGAAAGAAACUUGUCAAUGCAAGAUUUACCCGUGGGCCCAGAAAUCUCACCUUUGCAGCAGUCUGCAUUUGCUGCUGAGAAGUCACGAUCUCAACUAAAAGCAUACAUUGGCCAGCGGGCUGAAGAGUUGUAUGUGUAUAGAUCUUUGCCUCUUGGUCAAGAUCGUAGGCGUAACAGGUAUUGGCAGUUCGUUACUUUUUCAGGAAAUGAUCCUGGACGAGGAAGAAUCUUUUUUGAGUCCACAGAUGGGCGCUGGAGACUGAUUGAUUCAGAGGAGACGUUUGAUGCACUUUUGUCAGCUUUAGAUGUUCGUGGGCUAAGGGAAGCCCAUCUCCAUUCCAUGUUGCAGAAAAUAGAGAAGUCAUUCAGGGAGGCUACUAAAAAGAGUGUUUCUGGCUUAGCCAUGACUGAUCUAAACAGUGUUGCUUCCAAUGCUGAUGCAAGUGAAGCAGCUUUCUUUUAUGGUAACAAUGUUGAAAUCAGCAGCCCAUCAAGUAUUGUUUGUGGUGAUAGUCCUGAGGCCCUGGAGUAUUCAAAAUCAUUUAAGAUUGAUUUAGGGAGCAGUAACGUUGAGAAAAUUGAUGCUUUAAGGAGAUACCAUGAAUUCCAGAAAUGGAUAUGGAUGGAAUGCUUUCACUCUUCUAGUUUAUGUGCAACAAAGUAUGGAAAGAAAAGAUGUUUUGAUCUCUUUUCUACUUGUGAUGUGUGCUAUGAUCUACAUUUGUCGAAAGACAAGCAUUGUCGCUAUUGUCAUGAAACCUUUGAGAGCUCUCAUAGAACUGACACUUCAUUUAAUCAACACAUCGAUGACUGUGAAGAAAAGAGAAAAGUGGAUCCAAGAUGGAAGUAUUGUGCGUCAAAUUCUUCAGUUCCCAUGCGUGUUCGGGUUUUGAAGGCAUUGUUAGCAUUGAUUGAGGUAUCGUUGGCAUCAGAAGCACUUAAGAGCUUCUGGUCAGAAGUCUACAGGAAAUCAUGGGGCAUAAGGUUGCAUGGCUCCACAUCCUCGGAGGAACUUCUUCAGGUCCUGAUGAUGUUAGAGGCUGCUGUUAAACGGGACUUUUUGUCUCAAAGCUUUGAAACAGCCAAAGAAUUGUUAGGUUCUGCUGGACAUUCAUAUGCUCCGGAUGGUUCAUUUGUCCCUGGCUCUCUUACCGUGCUUCCGUGGAUACCACGUACAACAGCUGCUGUUGCACUCAGACUGUUGGAGUUUGAUGCAUCCAUUUCUUACACAAUGCAUCAAAGACUAGGAGCACAGAGAGACAAGGAAACUGAAGAGUUUGUUAGGGUCCCUUCAAGGUUCACAAUUGCCAAAAGCACCCACGAUUUUGAUCCUAUGGACGUAGCAGAUGAAACUGAAUAUCGGCAAGAUGACCGAUUGGUUGAUUCAAUACAUGGACGGAUGUAUAUGCGUGGACGAGGAGGUCGUGGGAGAGGAAGGGGUCGUGGUCGGAGUGGUAGAGGAGGAAGAGGUAAUGGUGGUACUAGAUCAGAGGUUUCUAAAGUAAGUAUAGGCCAUUCCCUAAAGUUGGUGCAAGGUCGUGGAAGGAAAGGGCGGUCUCGUGGAAGAGGACGUGGUCGGGGUUCACGAACAUUACGUGGGAAGCAGCUUUCAAGGAAAGCCAGAGAUAAAAAAGGUGUCAUGGUGCACCGUUUCAAUGGUGAGGGUAGUGUUGGGCGCGCUGCUAGUAGCAGCAAGGAGUCAUCAAGAAGGUCAGCCAGGGCAGUGUGGGAUGUGGAAGAAGCUUCUGCACAUGCAAUUGAAGAAAAUGGAAACAGUGUACUCGAGUUGUCUGAAUCUGAUGAUAAUGAACAAGCAUCUGGUGAUGAGUUCGACGAGCCAGACAGUAAUUAUAAUGGUCCCUAUAGUGGCAGAGAUGAAGGUGGGAUGCUACAGGACAGUGAGGUGGAAGAUGAGGAUCCAGAAGAUGAUGAUGUUUGUGGCAAUGUAGGGGCCUCUGAUGAUGAUGAGGAUGAUGAUGACAAUGAUGUUGAUGAUGAUGAUGAUGAUGAUGGAGGCGGUGGUGGCGAUGCUGAAGAUGUGGAUGAUGAAGAUGUUGAUGGGGAUGCAGGGGAUGGGGAUGAUGGUGAUGAUGGGGAUGAUGAUGAUGAUGAUGACCGGUCGGGAUCUUCCCCUGUAUAUUACAGUGAAUAAGCAUCUGUUUUUGUUUCAGAUUGUUGUCCAAUGAGUGAUGCCUUAGCGUGUACAUAUUUGAGAAAUCCCUUUCCUGGUGGCGACCUAUGGGGACUGGCUGUGUUGAUCACGUUGCAAGGUACUUAUGAAAGCAGUACAGGGGGGUCCUGGUUCAAUAGAGGUGUGCCCUUUGUACCAUGGAUUUUCGUUUGAGCAAGGUGGGCCAUGUUGUCGGGAAGACCAUGGUGGGCAAGAAUUUCCUGGAUUUGGCCGGGGGGCCAAGUGUAGCUGUCCAGGAUGAGGCAACUCUACACUUUUCUCUCAAACAUAAUCAAUCAAUUCAGUAGAUCGAGGGGGAAUCCAUCUCCCUCUGAGGGCGCUCAUGGAAGCCAAUGUUAGUCCAUCUUUCUACUAAUCGAAGUAAAUUAUGCAUUUUUGUAUUCUUGUUCUUUUUAGUUAAUUUUACUAUACUGAAAUAGCAAUAGUAGAGCUGCAGCAGUAGCAAUAGGGGAACACGAUGGAAAACAGAGGUCAAGCUUUUGGUUCCAUCGGCAGCUAUCAGAGGGCGAUAUGUUUUGUUGAAUAUCCGACAGCAAUGUGUUUGGUUUAACAGAUGUAUCCCUUUUUUUCCAGAUGUUAGAAAAAAUUUUAUGUUAGCAACCCCCAUAGAAGGGUUAGUGCAAUAGAGCUUAAAGUCUCUUGGUUUGCUCUUUAUAAUUCACAUUUGAGUUGGAUGGUUUAA
Molecule: messenger RNA, 7178 nt
Organism: Nymphaea colorata (pocket water lily)
Lineage: Eukaryota; Viridiplantae; Streptophyta; Magnoliopsida; Nymphaeales; Nymphaeaceae
Product: homeobox-DDT domain protein RLT2-like
Exons: 19
Coding region: 1013-6457 (1814 amino acids)
Biological process (GO): regulation of transcription by RNA polymerase II
Molecular function (GO): DNA binding
Source: RefSeq, a predicted model, not a curated record